This is a messenger RNA of Aureobasidium pullulans EXF-150, 2079 nucleotides long. RefSeq lists its product as uncharacterized. NCBI's taxonomy places the organism in Eukaryota, Fungi, Ascomycota, Dothideomycetes, Dothideales, Saccotheciaceae. Gene Ontology annotation, molecular function: oxidoreductase activity, acting on CH-OH group of donors; flavin adenine dinucleotide binding. The record is from RefSeq and is a predicted model, not a curated record. Gene Ontology annotation, biological process: secondary metabolite biosynthetic process. The coding region runs from base 241 to 1887 and encodes 548 amino acids. The transcript has 4 exons.
AAUCACCAGCCUUGGAUACAAAUACCAUUCUUCGCAGGACAAGGCGUUGGCAGCUCUCUGGAUUGGAACCUGUUGACGGCUCCUCAAACCUAUCUCGACGGCAGAAGUCGCGCGUUGCCACAAGGCAGGGUCUUGGGUGGUGGUACCGUACUCAAUGCCAUGCUGUAGAACAGAGGUGGCAUUGGCGAUUAUGACGACUGGGUGACGCUCGGCAACCCAGGCUGGAGUUUCUGGGACCUGAUGCCUUACUUCUGCAAGAGCGAAACUUUCACGCCUCAUCCACAAAGCGAAAUUGCCAAUGCUGUCGGCAUCAACCAGAACCCUCUAGUCCACGGAAACAAAGGCCCUGUCAACGUCAGCUUCUCCAGCCAUAUCUACAAUGAGACCGUCAACUUCUUCUCGGCGCUGAAUGAGCUGCAAAUGCCUGUGUCAUACGAUCCUAAUGACGGAGCAACGGCAGGAGCAUCGUUCCUGCCGCUGGCACUCAACCCAGCAAACCAAACAAGAUGUGAUGCCCGAUCGGCUUAUUUCGAGCCGUACGCCAUGAGGCCCAAUCUCUGGGUAUCGACGGACCAACACGUCACCCGCAUCCUGUUCGAAGGAGGAUCCGGCAACCCUAAUACGACGACACCCACGCCUGGCGAUUCAAGCGUCGGUCAAGGCAGUUCGUUCUCCAGACCUGAUGGAUUGUUCUCGAACAUUACACAAAACGGCAUUGCAUCGAGACGUCGGAUGUUUCGACCAGUCUACUGUAUUCUGGACAGCUUGAAACAGCGGCUUGGUAUGCGGAAACGACAGCCGACAAACACACCUGUGACGUCUGUUGGAGGCCUCCUGCGAGCCAAUGGAGUAGAGUUCGCGUCAGCAGCAUCCGAGCUGAGAAGAAACAUCACAGCGGUUCGAGAAAUCAUUGUCGCUGCCGGAGCAUUGCACACUCCCCAGGUCCUCAAGCUCUCCGGUCUGGGUCCUGCGAAUGAGCUACAAUCACUCCAGAUACCUGUAUUGGUUGAUCUUCCUGGUGUCGGAAUGAAUCUGCAGGAUCACGCCCUUGUUGGAGUAUUCUGUAAGUGCCAGGCCUCACGUCGAGAAACCACCCUAACAACAUUGUCAGACCCCUACCAGAAACCUACAUCCUUCACGAGUGUGCAGAUCGCAAGCAACUACAGUCUGAUGAGUCAGUUCGGCGCAACAUAUCAAGCAAACAGAACCGGGCCUUGGACGGCUGGUCCUCCGGACGGCAAUGCAUUUCCUGCUCUUUCGGUUUUGACCAACAGGUCCUUUUCGAUCAUCACCAAAGCCCAGACACAGAAAGCGAUUGAUUACUUACCACCAGACGUCCACCAAAACGUGAUUGCAGGAUUUGAAGCCCAGCGUCAACUGUUGAUCAAGGCUCUGCAAGAUCCGAAAAGAGCCGCGUAUGAGCUUCUGAACUUUAACUAUGGCGCCUUCUCCAACGUCAACAUGAGGCCCUUUUCUCGUAGUACUGUAAAAUUGAGCUCAUCCCGACCCUUCGACCCUCCGCUUAUUGACCCCCGGUAUGGUUCAAACCCGGUCGACCUCGAGGUCUUGUUGGCUUCAAUCGUAUACAAUCGACAGGUACUCGGGACGACGUCGAUGAAACUGUUGGAGCCACUGCAACUCAAUCCCAGACCAAACGCGACCGACCAGGAGAUACUGCAGUUCAUCAAAGCCAAUAUCCAAACAGAGUUUCAUCCGAGUGGUACAUGCGCCAUGUUGCCUCUUGAUCUAGGAGGAGUCGUGGAUCCACAAUUGCUGGUCUAUGGUACUCAAAACCUGAGGAUAGUCGACGCCUCAAUCAUGCCUGUCAUACCUGCGAGCCACCUACAGGCUGUGGUAUACGGUGUUGCCGAGAAGGUAGGAAGUUAGAAUGCUUGACCUGCUGUACAGUUGCUGACGAUCAGACAGGCAGCAGACAUCAUCAAGAAUGCAACCUCAAGGGCUUCAUCAGCAAUACAGCCACCAGCGCCUUCGUCUGCACAGAGUACAUACCUAGCUGCCUCGUCAUCAGCUGAAUCAUUGCCUCUGUCUUCUCCACAGCCCGCAAUAUCAUCUCCAUUG